AUGACUUCGGUGAUAAAUUACAGAUUCCGGUCAAAUAAGAACUUUUCAAGAAUAUCCUUUCAAGGCACAGGGCUUCCGCUAUGGGAGCUGAAGUAUGAGAUAAUUAAUCAGAGGAAGAUGGUAUCCAAAGAUUUUGAUCUUUUGUUUUUUGAUUGUGAUACUUGUGAGGAGGUAAAUGACGAGUAUCAUGUGAUUACAAUGAACAGCCAUGUGAUAGUUGACAGGAUUCCAUUAUGGAUGUCUAAAGGAGGCUAUAAUGUCAAAGAAAAGAGAACUGAGCCACAGGGGCAGCAUCAUAAUGUGCACAAAUACAAUAAGGCUAUUCCAGAAAGUUAUGUGUGUUUCAGGUGUGGGCAGAAGGGGCAUUACAUCCAGAAUUGUCAUACAAAUCAAGACAAGGCAUUUGAUAUCCUGAGGAUACGCAAGCCCUCUGGGAUUCCAAAGGAUUUUCUUGUGCCAGUGUCUGGAGAAGGAGCUUCAUCAAAUACAGCAAUGCUGGUAACUUCUGAGGGGGGGUAUGUUAAGGCACAGCCACAGACACAAGAGUGGAAGAAAUAUAAACAGCACACAAAGCCUAUGGUUGGUAUUCCAGAGAGAUUGAAGUGCCCAUCUUGCCACUGUCUUCUAACAAAUCCAAUGAAAACCAAUUGUGGGCAUGUUCUGUGUGAUCAAUGCGUGAUUGUGGAUAGAAGAUGUUAUGUUUGUGGCCAGCAAGUCAAGAACUUUUCACUGGAUGCACAUGUAAAGGCUGAGGUAGAAAGAGCCAUGAAUCAAAGGUUUUGA
Ordospora colligata OC4 is the source of this 783-nucleotide messenger RNA. Its product is annotated as DWNN ubiquitin-like domain-containing protein. Gene Ontology annotation, molecular function: zinc ion binding; ubiquitin protein ligase activity; nucleic acid binding. NCBI's taxonomy places the organism in Eukaryota, Fungi, Microsporidia, Ordosporidae. Gene Ontology annotation, biological process: ubiquitin-dependent protein catabolic process; protein ubiquitination; mRNA processing. The record is from RefSeq and is a predicted model, not a curated record. The coding region runs from base 1 to 783 and encodes 260 amino acids. The transcript has a single exon. Gene Ontology annotation, cellular component: nucleus.